Molecule: messenger RNA, 726 nt
Organism: Fomitopsis serialis
Lineage: Eukaryota; Fungi; Basidiomycota; Agaricomycetes; Polyporales; Fomitopsidaceae
Exons: 1
Source: RefSeq, a predicted model, not a curated record
CAGACAACUGCGCCUCCACCGGUUGUUCGUGCCACGCGCAACCCAUCGCCGCCGUCACCUGCCUCCGAGGACCAAACCCGACGAACGACGCCAAACCGCCGUGGCGUCCGGCCGUCGAUGAGCCCUCCCCCUCCAGGACUACAGACAACUGCACCUUCGCCGGUUGUUCGUGCCACGCGCAACCCAUCGCCGCCGUCACCUGCCUCCGAGGACCAAACCCGACAAACGACGCCAAACCGCCGUGGCGUCCGGCCGCCGAUGAGCCCUCCCCCUCCAGGACUACAGACAACUGCACCUUCGCCGGUUGUUCGUGCCACGCGCAACCCAUCGCCGCCGCCACCCGCCUCCAAGGACCAAACCCGACAGACGACAUCAAACCGCCAUGGCGUCCGGCCGUCGAUGAACCGUCCCCCUCCAGGAUUACAGACAACUGCGCCUCCGCCGGUUGUUCGUGCCACGCGCAACCCAUCGCCGCCGCCACCCGCCUCCAAGGACCAAACCCGACAGACGACAUCAAACCGCGAUGGCGUCCGGCCGUCGAUGAACCGUCCCCCUCCAGGAUUACAGACAACUGCGCCUCCGCCGGCUGUUCGUGCCACGCGCAACCCAUCGCCGCCGCCACCCACCACCGAGGACCAAACCCGACAGACGACGCCAAACCGCAAUGUGGGAUGGCCGUCGAUGUACCCUCCUUCUCCGGGAUUACAGACAACUGCGCCUCCGCCG